This is a messenger RNA of Setaria italica (foxtail millet), 2939 nucleotides long. Its product is annotated as receptor-like protein kinase HSL1. Gene Ontology annotation, biological process: hormone-mediated signaling pathway; protein phosphorylation. Lineage: Eukaryota; Viridiplantae; Streptophyta; Magnoliopsida; Poales; Poaceae. The record is from RefSeq and is a predicted model, not a curated record. Gene Ontology annotation, cellular component: plasma membrane. Gene Ontology annotation, molecular function: ATP binding; protein binding; protein kinase activity.
CCCUCCACUCCGUUUCCACUCCACUCCACACCUCCCCCAUGACUCCCCUGCUCCUGCUCCGCCUCCUCUGCCUCCUCCCCCUCGCCACCAUCGCCGCAUCCGCUGGGCUUCCGGCCGAUUUCACCACCCUCCUCGCCGCGAAGUCCGACCUCUCGGACCCCACCUCCGCGCUCGCCUCAUGGGACCCGCGCCACUCCCCGUCCCCAUGCCGCUGGCCGCACCUCCUCUGCUCCGCCUCCCACGCCGCCCCGGCCGUCGCCUCGCUCCUCCUCUCCAACCUCUCCCUCGCCGGCGCGUUCCCGUCCCCGCUCUGCUCCCUGCGCUCCCUCGCGCACCUCGACCUCUCCUACAACUCCCUGACGGGGCCCCAGCCGCCCUGCCUCGCCGUUCUGCCGAGCCUUGUCAACCUCGACCUCUCCACGAACAACCUCACCGGCGAGAUCCCGGCGACUGUGGGGAGGCUGGAGAGCGCCGUGCAGAUCGAGCUCUACUCCAACCAACUCGACGGCAGGGUGCCCGAUGGGCUGGGGGAGCUCAAGCGGCUGCGGUUCUUCGACGCCUCUAUGAACCGGCUCACCGGCGAGAUACCGGCGGACCUGUUCCUCGCGCCGAGGCUGGAGAGCUUGCACAUGUACCAGAACCAGCUGUCCGGCCGCGUGCCGGCGACGCUGGCGCGGGCGCCGGCCCUGGCAGACCUCAGGCUCUUCGGUAACCGCCUCGCCGGGGAGCUGCCGCCGGAGUUCGGGAAGAACUGCCCGCUCGAGUUCCUGGAUUUGUCGGACAACCGGAUCUCCGGCCGGAUUCCGGCGGCGCUGUGCGGCGCGGGGAAGCUGGAGCAGCUCCUGCUACUGAACAACGAGCUGGUGGGCCCCAUCCCGGCGGAGCUCGGGCAAUGCCGGACGCUGACGCGGGUGCGGCUGCCAAACAACCAGCUGUCCGGCCCCGUGCCGCAGGGCAUGUGGGGCCUGCCGCACCUGUACCUCCUGGAGCUCGCGGGGAACCAGCUGUCCGGCACAGUGGACUCCACCAUCGCCAUGGCGACGAACCUGUCGCAGCUGCUCAUCUCCGACAACCGCUUCACCGGCACGCUGCCGGCGCAGGUCGGCACUCUGCCUGCUCUGUUCGAGCUGUCGGGCGCGAACAACAUGUUCUCCGGGCCGCUGCCGGCGUCGCUCGCCGAGGUCUCCACGCUCGGCCGGCUUGAUCUGAGGAACAACUCGCUGUCCGGCGAGCUGCCACAAGGUGUUCGACGGUGGCAGAAGCUGACGCAACUGGACCUCGCCGGUAACCACCUCACCGGACCCAUCCCGCCGGAGCUCGGCGAGCUGCCCGUGCUGAACUCGCUCGACCUGUCCGACAACGAGCUCACCGGCAACGUGCCGGUGCAGCUGGAGAACCUGAAGCUGAGCCUGUUCAACCUCUCCAACAACCGGCUCGCCGGCGCCUUGCCGCCUCUGUUCGCCGGCGCCAUGUACAGGGACAGCUUCGUGGGCAACCCGGCUCUGUGCCGCGGCACGUGCCCCAGUGGCCGCCAGUCCAGAGCCGGCCGUCGCGGUCUCAUGUGCAGCGUCGUCUCCAUCCUCGCCGUGGCCUGCGUCGUCCUGCUCCUCGGCGUAGAGUGGUUCUGCUACACCACGUACUGGAGCCAACAAAGUGGACACGGCACGGAGCCCGGCGGUGGCAAGGCGAGGUGGGCGCUGACGUCGUUCCACAAGGUGGAGUUCGACGAGGAUGACAUCCUGGGCUGCCUCGACGAGGACAACGUGGUCGGCAUGAGCGCGUCGGGCAAGGUGUACAAGGCCAUCUUCGGUCGCGGCGGAGAGGUCGUCGCCGUCAAGAAGCUGUGGGGCGGCGGAGGUGGCAAGGCGGCCGACGGCGCCGCGAAGGACAGAUUAGACGCGGAGGUGGAGACGCUGGGCAGGAUCCGGCACAAGAAUAUCGUGAGGCUGUGGUGCUGCUUCCGUGGCGGCGACGACUGCCGGCUGCUGGUGUACGAGUACAUGCCCGGCGGCAGCCUCGGUGACCUCCUCCACGGCGGCAAGGGCAGCGGCCUCCUGGACUGGCCGGCGCGGCACCGGAUCAUGGCCGGCGCCGCCGAGGGCCUCGCGUACCUGCACCACGACUGCACGCCGCCGGUCCUGCACCGCGACGUCAAGUCCAGCAACAUCCUCCUCGACGCCGACCUCGGCGCCAAGGUUGCCGACUUCGGGGUCGCCAGGGUCCUCGGCGACGGCCACGCCGCCGUCACCGCCAUCGCCGGCUCAUGCGGCUACAUCGCUCCCGAGUACUCGUACACGCUGCGCGUGACGGAGAAGAGCGACGUCUACAGCUUCGGCGUGGUGAUGCUGGAGCUCGUUACCGGCAAGAAACCCGUGUCGCCGGAGCUCGGGGACAAGGACCUGGUGGGGUGGGUACACGGCGGCAUCGAGCGCGGCGGCGUGGACUCGGUGCUGGACCCGAGGCUUGCAGGCGCGUCCAGGGACGACAUGGCGAGGGCGCUCCACGUCGCGCUGCUCUGCACGUCGAGCCUCCCGAUCAACCGCCCGUCGAUGAGGGCUGUCGUGAAGCUGCUGCACGAGGCCGCGCCAACGCCGGCGCCGCCGGCAGCGAUGGCAGCCGAGGAGAAACCUCUCGAUGUCUGACGCUGUCGGACAGGACAAUUUCUGGUUGCCUCGUAGAUCAUGACUGAUGAUUUAAUGAAAUUGUAGCUUACUCACCAUAGUUCACAUUUGAGAAUUUUUAGCUCUUGUUAUAAUUAAACACCAGUACUCCAUCCGUUCCAAAUUAUAGAUCAUUUUGAACUAAAAAAAUUCAAAACGAUCCGGAGGGAGUAGUACAUAAUCCAGCACACAGUAGCUGCUUUUAAAACUGAACUGAACUUGAAGCUCGGUUUGAUCGAGAUUCACUUUGCAUUAUAAUAGUCCACUUUGGUGUCUUCA